Molecule: messenger RNA, 1101 nt
Organism: Pieris macdunnoughi
Lineage: Eukaryota; Metazoa; Arthropoda; Insecta; Lepidoptera; Pieridae
Source: the annotation of a GenBank genome assembly
AUGUUGUGGUCAAGGGUCGGAAUAAUACUUUUGAUUGCUUCAUUUAUACAAGUAGAGUCUUUAAAAUUUUCAUCUUUAGAUGUAGUGUACAAAAAAGGGGUGGAAGCCUAUUCAAAUGAAAGAUGGUCUGAAUGUAUUGUGCAAUUAGAAGAAUCACUACAUUUAUAUAAAGUUUAUAAAAGGAUUUUAAUCAACUGCAGACUGAAAUGCAAGCAUGAUGCUCAGUUUACAAGAAUCCAAGAUAAUAUUGAAGAUCUUAAAAUAUAUGAAUUGUAUUUCAACGCAAGACAGUGUUUGAUAAACUGCAAUAAUCACGCUUUUGAAGAUGUACGUAUGUAUAAUAAUGUAUCAGAUUCAACAAUUUUUAAUAUGCAGUCUAGAAAACCAUAUGAAUAUUUGCACCUAUGUUACUUCCAAAUGUAUGCUAUGUCAAAAGCAGCAUCAGCUUCCUAUACAUUCCUAGUUACUAAUCCAGACGAUCCAAAAAUGAAGAAAAACUUAGACUACUAUUUAAAUCAGCCUGAAGUUGACAUAAACGAGGUGGUUGACCUUGAAAGUGAUGACUAUCAAAUCCUUUACAGACUGGGUCUUAAAUCAUAUCACACCAAGAAAUGGGGUGAAACAAUUGCUAAUAUGGAAGAAGCAUUAAAUGAUUAUCUUUCUUGGGAAAACAACUGUCGAAUGGAAUGUGAGCGUCAGCCCGAACAAGAGUGGUCACCAGAAAUAACAAUUACAAUAUCAAACUACAUGGCGUCACUUCUAAUUUGUAAGCAAACCUGCCAAGAUGAACUGAAACCGCUUUACAAUUCUGGUGUUGAAUUUAUUGCCGACCUAUUAAAUUAUAUACAAAUAUCGUAUUAUAAUUUAGACAGGCUGGAUGAUAUGGGAAAAGCAGUAGCCACCUAUUUACUUCUAUUGCCAAAUGAUGAAGAUAUGUUGGAAAAUAAGAAAAUUUACAGCACAUUAAUUGAUGACAGUGCUUUUGUUGUCAGAUCUGAUGUUGUUCAUUAUUUAAAAAGAGAUACAUAUGAAAAACAGUUAAUCACGUUUUUUCGUCAAGAAAAUCAUAGUGAUGACGUUGAAACUACUAAUAAGGUAUAA